AUGGCUUUCUGGAAGGAGCAAAAGGGAUCUUUGGCUGGGGGAAUAUUCUAUCUCAUAUGUUGUUCAUUUUUUGGUGAUGGAGACAUUGAGUUGUAUGUCGGGCACAAUGGUGGAGAAGAGGGAUUCCCAUGUGCCUUUCAAAGUCGUUGGAGACCCAAGUGUGGUGAAAAUGUUGAAAGAGCUUCAGAUGAAGUUUGGGGCCAGAUGGAAGAGGAGUUUGUGGACUCUUUGGAAGGAAAGAUUGACCAAGAGCUUGUCAGAUAUUUGAGAUUAGCUAUUGAUGGGGAGGCACUGGUUGUUGAUUAUGUGAGAUUGGCUAUGGUGGUUUUUGGGGAAGGUAUCUUUGGAAUGCUAGAUUUAGUCUAG
Ilex paraguariensis (yerba mate) is the source of this 366-nucleotide messenger RNA. The record is from the annotation of a GenBank genome assembly. NCBI's taxonomy places the organism in Eukaryota, Viridiplantae, Streptophyta, Magnoliopsida, Aquifoliales, Aquifoliaceae.